Neoarthrinium moseri is the source of this 1353-nucleotide messenger RNA. RefSeq lists its product as uncharacterized. Gene Ontology annotation, biological process: carbohydrate metabolic process. The coding region runs from base 1 to 1353 and encodes 450 amino acids. The record is from RefSeq and is a predicted model, not a curated record. NCBI's taxonomy places the organism in Eukaryota, Fungi, Ascomycota, Sordariomycetes, Amphisphaeriales, Apiosporaceae. Gene Ontology annotation, molecular function: polygalacturonase activity. The transcript has 4 exons.
AUGCGGUCUCUAUUCUUUGCAGGCUUGUUGUCCUGCAGCUCACUGGUUGCUGCAACGGCCAUUUCGGGUGGCACGCAUAGGCGGGCGGAUCACGUAUCUCCUCGCCCUCAUAUUGUCUAUUCGCCCAAGUCCCCGUCAACGGCGCCCGCGGAGCCGAAGCCGCGCUGCAAGACCUGCUUUGUGGAGACGCAUGGCGAUGGUGUUACUGACGACUCAGAAUACAUUCUCAAGGCGUUCAACGAGUGCAACAAUGGAGGUCAUGUUGUCUUUCGGGAGGGCGAGACCUAUAUCAUUGGGACAGCGAUGGACUGGACAUUCUUGAAGUCCAUUGACAUUGAUAUCCAAGGAGAAAUCUUAUUUUCUAAUGAUACGGCAUAUUGGCAGGCUAACUCGUUCCCUUUUGUCUUUCAAAAUGUCACGUCGUUUUUCAAGCUAGGAGGGGAUGAUGUCUUUAUCUACGGCGGUGGCACUCUCAAUGGCAACGGGCAGGUGUGGUACGACGCAUAUGCCGCCGAUAUCUACACGCUCCGUCCAGUCUUGAUUGGCAUUGAUGGCCUGAAGAACAGCAUCAUCUCGGAUCUGGUCCUGCGAUAUUCUCCACAGUACUACCACUUCAUUGCCAACUCAUCCAAUGUCGUGUUCAACAACAUCGACAUCGCCGGAGGAAGCACGAACCCCAAGGUGACAGCCAAGAACACCGACGGCUGGGAUACGUAUCGGAGUGACGGCAUCACUAUCCAGAACUCGGUCAUUAACAAUGGUGAUGACUGUGUCUCAUUCAAACCCAACUCAACGAAUGUUCUGGUUCAGUCGCUAUUCUGCAACGGGUCUCACGGCGUUAGUGUCGGGUCCCUAGGCCAGUACGUCGGCCACUACGACAUUGUAGAGAAUGUAUAUGUUGCCAACAUCUCGAUGCACAACGCGACCGACGGCGCGCGCAUCAAGAUCUGGCCUAACACGCCUUCAGCGCUCAGUGGUGACUUGCAAGGAGGCGGCGGCGACGGCCGUGUUAACAACAUCACCUACACUGACUGGAUCAUCGACAACGUCGACUACGCCAUUGAAGUCGACCAGUGCUAUGGCCAGAAGAACCUCACACUCUGCCUCGAGUAUCCCAGUCCGCUGAAGAUCACCAACGUUCUCUUCAACAACUUCAAAGGAACGGCGAGCAAUAAGUACCAGCCCCAGGUUGCCAACUUCGCUUGCAGCUCCGAAACGGCUUGCUCGAACAUCCUCUCGACGAACUUUGAUGUCGUCAGCCCCAACAACACGAAUGAGGCCUAUUGUCUCAACUUUGAGCAGUCAGCUUUGGAUGGAGUGACCUGCACUACCGUUUUCAAGGGGUUCAAUUGA